Molecule: messenger RNA, 702 nt
Organism: Lithohypha guttulata
Lineage: Eukaryota; Fungi; Ascomycota; Eurotiomycetes; Chaetothyriales; Trichomeriaceae
Exons: 2
Coding region: 1-702 (233 amino acids)
Biological process (GO): transmembrane transport
Cellular component (GO): plasma membrane
Molecular function (GO): transmembrane transporter activity
Source: RefSeq, a predicted model, not a curated record
AUGCUUAUCAGACCUACCCGUUUCUUCUUCACGGAGCCAAUCGUGACUGCAGUGAGUGUCAUGAGUGGUGUUGUUUUCGCUUCGGUAUACCUGCAGACAGAAGGUUUGACCGUGACCUACGAAGCAUUUGGGUUCAGUGAGAGGCAAGCUUCCCUGGUCUUCUUCGCGUGGAUAGUAGGGUUGACAUUGACAAUUCCUCUUCGAAUGUACGACUGGCGCCGUGUAUCACAAAGGAUCCAGAGAAACGAAGAGGUGAGGCCGGAAGACAAAGUUACUGGAGCAUAUGUCGCGGCACCUGUGCUCAUGGCGGCUUUGUGGUGGUUCUCAUGGACAGUUCCUCCAGUGGGCGCAAGCAUAUCUCCCUACGUAUCCUUAGCAGCGAUAGUGCUUGUCGGCGCUUGUACCAACGAAUUCGAUGGCAUCUUACAGGGAUACCUCACAGACUCGUAUGCGACAUACGCCGCCUCUGCAAAUGCACCACUAGCAGCACUAAGGGCGACAUUGAGUGGUUCCUUCCCAAUCUUCGGAAGACAAAUGUUCACAAAUCUGGGCAGUAAUAUUGCUGGGUCUGUACUGGCUGGAAUUGCGACGAUCUUUUGCUUCAUCAUGUAUUGGUUCUACAAGCGAGCUGAGAUCACACGUGAAAAAAGUAAAUAUGCUGUGCAUACUGGACAUGAGGGAGACGAAAAGUCGGAUGCAUGA